This is a messenger RNA of Humulus lupulus (European hop), 1951 nucleotides long. RefSeq names its product ACT domain-containing protein ACR6. The transcript has 7 exons. NCBI's taxonomy places the organism in Eukaryota, Viridiplantae, Streptophyta, Magnoliopsida, Rosales, Cannabaceae. The record is from RefSeq and is a predicted model, not a curated record. The coding region runs from base 242 to 1558 and encodes 438 amino acids.
UCUUCUUCGUCUUCUUUCUCCUUCUUCUUCUUCUUCUUUUUUCUUUGUCUGUUUUUUCCUUGGAUAUUGGAGGAAGCAUCCUUGAACAGUAUUUUUUUUAUAUAUAAAUAUUUUUUAUUGUUAUUUCAAAAUACCCAGUUGGUGUUUAAAUUUUUCUCUUCUAUAUUUUUGAGGUGCUUAGUCUCACUAAGAUAGCUUUGGUUAGUACUAUUUUCCACUCCACUGAUAUUGGAAGAAAAUAAUGGAUGAUGAAUAUGCUAAACUCAUCAGAAGGAUGAACCCACCCAGAGUUGUUAUUGACAACGAAACUUUGGAUGAUGCUACUAUUAUACAGGUUGACAGUGUCAACAAGCAUGGGAUUCUCUUGGAGGUAGUUCAAGUUCUUGCCGAUGUGAACCUUGUGAUAAUAAAAGCAUACAUAUCUUCUGAUGGAGGAUGGUUCAUGGAUGUUUUUAAUGUGGUUGAUCGUGAUGGGAACAAGAUUAGAGACAAAGAAGUAUUAAAUUAUAUUCAAGUGAGACUUGAAAGCAAUGAUGGCUCUGCACCCUCAGUUAGAGAGUCCGUCGGUGUGAUGCCCUCAGAAGAGCACACCUCGAUCGAACUCUCUGGUACGGAUAGGCCUGGUUUGCUAUCUGAAAUGUGUGCAGUUCUUGCUGAUCUUCAUUGCAAUGUGGUGAAUGCCGAGAUAUGGACACACAAUGCUAGAGCUGCAGCAGUAGUACAUGUCACAGACGACUCCACCGGCUGCGCAAUCAAUGAUCCAAAACGUCUCUUAACAAUUAAGGAGUUGCUUUGUAAUGUCCUCAAAGGAAACAAUGAUCUCAAGGCUGCAAAAAUGUCACUUUCAGCUCCUGGAGGUACUAAUAGGGACAGAAGACUGCAUCAGAUAAUGUUUGCUGAUAGAGAUUAUGAGAGGAACGAAAGAGAAGAGAAGGGGUCAAGACCACAUAUAACAGUGUUGGAUUGCAUUCAGAAAGAUUACACUGUCAUUACCAUGAGAUCAAAGGAUCGUCCUAAACUGUUGUUUGACAUUAUUUGUACGUUAACAGAUAUGCAGUAUGUUGUUUUUCAUGGCAUGGUCAGCACUGGGAGAAAAGAAGCUUAUCAGGAAUUUUACAUUCGACAUGUUGAUGGGCUACCUAUAGGUUCGGAAGCAGAACGAGAGCGCGUUAUGCAGUGUCUUGAAGCAGCCAUCGAAAGGCGAGCAUCCGAGGGUCUAGAACUACAAUUGUGCACAGAUGAUCGAACAGGACUCCUCUCUGAUAUCACUAGAAUAUUUAGAGAGAACAGUUUGUGUAUCAAAAGAGCUGAGAUUUCAACUAAAGACAAGAAAGUUAAAGACACUUUUUAUGUCACUGAUGUGGCUGGCAACCCUGCUGACCCCAACUUAAUCGACUCAAUACGAAGACAAAUCGGUCCUAGUGCGCUGCAAGUGAAGUAUAAUGCUGCUAGCCUUGCACAAAAGCCUCCUCAAGAGACAACAAUGGGGUUUCUCUUUGGAAGCUUCUUUAGUGCUAGGACUUUUCAGAAUUUCAAACUGAUAAGAUCCUACUCUUGAGAUUUCUUCUUCUUCUUCUUCUUCUUGUAUAUUCAUUCUCAGUACAUAAACAUUUUAGCCAUGGUAUAGUAUAGUAUAGUAUAGGAGUCAUUUUAGCCAUGGUAUAGUAUAGUAUAGUAUAGGUGUUCUUAACCUCCAAAUAUGAGGUCUUAGUGACCAGUAUCUUGUGCUGAUACUGUACAUAGAAGAAACCCAGAAACCACUACUGUAAAAAAGCAAAAUAGGAAGUAAAAAAAAAAAAAAUACUGGUUGGGUUUGUAACUUUGUGUAUAUAUAUAGGUUUAAGUCAUGCAAGAAUACAUACUUGUAUAGUGUGUACAUACAAUAUUGUACAGAAGAUAGAAGAUUGUACAGAUACUUCAAGCUUAAUCAGAACUUAUAUGUUUGUAUGUA